Molecule: messenger RNA, 3533 nt
Organism: Pantherophis guttatus
Lineage: Eukaryota; Metazoa; Chordata; Lepidosauria; Squamata; Colubridae
Source: RefSeq, a predicted model, not a curated record
AUGGGGAAGAAAGAGAGGCGCCUCAGACGACCAAAAGGAACAGGCAAGUUCCUUGAAGGUCAGAGGAAACUCUCUCAACUGAAGGAGCUGCCGCUGCAGACCACACCUGACCAGGACAGCAUCCUGAGCCUCUCGGCCCGCUGCCUCCUGCUCACCUGGCGGGACAACGAAGAGCUCAUCCUUCGGAUCCCCACCCACGAGAUUGCCGCCGCUUCCUACCUGAGGGACGAUGCGCUGCACCUGCUGGUGUUGAAGACAGGCCUGGGCGUCGACCCGGUUCCCGCAGGUGGCACCCUGGAUCUUUACCCCGGAAUCCCGCAACCGGACAAGAAAUAUCCUGCAGGAGCCGCUGCUGAGAAGAGACCCACGGACUCCCGGCAGUUGGGCUGCCCCAUGGAACGGCGCCACACCAUCUGCAGCCUGGACUGGAGGAUGUCUCGAGGGGGCUCCGAGGGACGUCCGAGCGGCGGAGGGAGCCUGGAGCGCAAGCAGGCCACGGGCAGCUGGGAGAAGAGACAACGGACCAGCAGUGGCACCGGUAGAGCCUUCGGCAGCUGGGAACCCCGCCAUGCCCACAGCGGCAGCUGGGAGCGGCGGCACGGCAGCCAAGCCGGGGGCAGCUGGGAGCGCGGGAAAACCUACGGCAGCUGGGAACACCGCCACACGGGCAGCAACCCCUUGGACCCCAAGGAACCCUGCCCGGAUGCCUACUGCAACCUGGUCAUCUUGGCCGUGGCCAACCGAGAUACCGCCGAGGAGUCGUGUGCUCUGAUCUGCCAGGUUUUCCAGAUCAUUUACGGCGACCAAACUAUUGAGUGUGUGGAUCGGGCCGGCUACCAUUACACGUCCACCCCGAAACGUCCUUGGCUGUCCAGCCGGAGUGAGAGCUGUCGGACCGAUGGGACGUACGGUUAUGACGCCGACUUCAGCUGCUGCAGCUCCUUUGAUGGCUCCCACGAGACCUUUGAGGCGUACUGCAGUGACUCUUCCUCCCCUCUGCUUCACCAGUCGCAUCACAGCCUGGCCACAGCCUGCAGUGGGAGUGACCAGAGCAAUAGCAGUUUGGAGCAACUCCAGGACUACAUGAUGACGUUACGGAGCAAGUUGACCCCCCAGGAGAUCCAAGGAUUCGCCCUCCUGCUCCGUGAAUACCGGACGGGCUUGGCGGUGGAGAGAUACUGCACCGGACUCCUAAAUCUCUAUGGGGAAAAGCGGAAAUUUCUCCUUUUGGGAAUGCGGCCCUUCAUCCCUGACCAGGACAUCGGCUACUUCGAGAGCUUCCUGGAGAGCAUCGGCAUCCGGGAAGGGGGCAUCCUGACCGACAGCUUCGGCCGCAUCAAGAAGAGCAUGAGCAGCACUUCGGCUUCGGCCGUGAGGAGCUACGACAGCUGGUCCCUGCAUUCCGAGUCGGAGUCCUUCAAUCGACGGAUCGCCAACAUCACCCACGACAUCGAAGCGCUGGCGGGGGACGAGGAAGAGGAGGAGGCUGACCGUGGGAGCGAUGAAGACAAUUAUCUCUAAAGGGGCGAAUUGAUUGGCCAGGAGGGAAGCGAGCCCCCUCCCCUUUGAUUAGUGGCAUCCAUGCCAUCCAGGCUUUAAGAGAGGGAUAGACUUCAACUCCCAGAAUGCCCCAGCCAGAUGCUUUAAAAUGUCCCAGAAUUCCUCAGCCAGUAUCCUUUAUGUUGGGUGGACUUCAACUCCCAGAAUUCCCCAGCUGGCAUUCUUUAAAUGGGGGGACUUCAACUCCCAGAAUUCCUCAGCCAGCAUUCUUUAAAUGGGGGACUUCCACUCCCAGAAUUCCUCAGCCAGCAUUCUUUAAAUGGGGGGGACUUCCAUUCCCAGAAUUCCUCAGCCAUCAUUCUUUAAAUGGGGGACUUCCACUCCCAGAAUUCCUCAGCCAUCAUUCUUUAAAUGGGGGACUUCCACUCCAGAAUUCCCCAGCCAGCAUGCUUAAAGAUGGGGGGACUUCAACUCCCAGAAUUCCCCAGCCGGCAUUCUUUAAAUGGGGGGACUUCAACUCCCAGAAUUCCCCAGCCGGCAUUCUUUAAAUGGGGGACUUCCACUCCCAGAAUUCCCCAGCCAGCAUUCUUUAAAUGGGGGGAAAUUCCACUUCCAGAAUUCCCCAGCCAGCAUUCUUUAAAUGGGGGGACUUCAACUCCCAGAAUUCCCCAGCCGGCAUUCUUUAAAUGGGGGACUUCCACUCCCAGAAUUCCCCAGCCAGCAUUCUUUAAAUGGGGGGACUUCCACUCCCAGAAUUCCCCAGCCAGCAUGCUUAAAGAUGGGUGGACUUCAACUCCCAGAAUUCCCCAGCUGGCAUUCUUUAAAUGGGGGGACUUCAACUCCCAGAAUUCCCCAACCGGCAUUCUUUAAAUGGGGGACUUCCACUCCCAGAAUUCCCCAGCCAGCAUUCUUUAAAUGGGGGAAAUUCCACUUCCAGAAUUCCCAGCCAGCAUUCUUUAAAUGGGGGGACUUCAACUCCCAGAAUUCCCCAGCCGGCAUUCUUUAAAUGGGGGGACUUCCACUCCCAGAAUUCCUCAGCUGGCAUUCUUUAAGAUGGGGGGACUUCCACUCCCAGAAUUCCCCAGCCAGCAUUCUUUAAAUGGGGGAAAUUCCACUCCCAGAAUUCCCCAGCCGGCAUUCUUUCAAUGGGGGACUUCAACUCCCAGAAUUCCCCAGCCGUCAUUCUUUAAGAUGGGGGGACUUCAACUUCCAGAAUUCCCCAGCCGGCAUUCUUCAAAUGGGUGGACUUCCACUCCCAGAAUUCCUUAGCCUGUGUGCUUUAAGAUGGGUGGAGUCUCAGAAUUCUGGGACUUGAAGUCCACCCCUCUUAAAGCAGCCAAGUUUUCAUAGGGAUUAUUCUCUCAUUUUUAAACUGCAAAGAGUUUUGAUUGCCUUCAAAACUUGGGCCGCCUUGUUAGGGCAUUUUUUGUGUGUCUUUGAGCCCCUGCCAAGUAACACGCCUGCCCGUGUGUGUGCAGUUGUGUGCAGUUGUCUUUCAAGGGCUGGUUCGUUGCAUCGGGAAGGCGUUGGAUGGAAAGUUUGGAAAUGUGUCAAAUUAAAUAAAUCCUGCAAAGCCAUUGCAGACAAAAAUGGAAACCAAAAGACUGAACACUUGGCACACCUGUGAAAUGGGCUGAGGUCCAAGGAUGUUUGUGUGAGACACACACAAACACACACACACACACUGUUGCAAAGCUGCCUAGUCCUGGAGAUCAGCAGAGAGGCCUCUUAGAACAAGGAUUCUCCAACCUUGGCAACUUUAAACCUGGCGGACUUCAACUCCCAGAAUUCCCCAGGAAGACCCUCCGACGGCCAUUUUGCUUGGAAUUAUAGAGGUAGUCCAGUUCAUUUAGUGACCAUUUAACCCUUGAAAAAAAUGACUCAGGACCAUUUUUCUCACUUACGACCGUUGUCACAUCCCCUUGGUCACGUCAUCGAAAUUCAGACGCUUGGCAACUGGCUCGUAUUUAUGACGGUCGCCGUGUCCCUGGGCCAUGGGAUCAACUUUUGCGACUUUCUGACAAGCCACGUCC